AUGGCUCGCUUCCCCGAUGUAUCCGAGUCGAGGACACGCUCGGAAUCGGCACCUGUCGAUGCAGGCUCUGUCACAGCAAGUGUUGACCUGUCUGACGAUGCUUCUCGCCCUCGAUCCCUGUACGAACCCGCCGGUGUCGCCGAUCGCACAACACCUACCAGCAGCGUGUAUGAGGGUAAGUCCGGUAUACAGCGAAGUGGAAGCAUACGAAGUGCGAUAGGCCGGCAUAGAAAGCGCGGAAGUUCCGCCGCCACUGGCGGCACUGGAACUACAAUAGGCGCCGCCAUUGCGGCUGCCACUGCCUCUGUUGCACAUCCCCAAGUUCACUCAAGCGUUCCCAAACUUACUGGGUUUGCGGUCGCUAGUAAGAAGAGAAACCGUGAUUUUCACGCCCUCUUCAAGAGCGUACCUGAUGACGACUAUUUGAUUGAGGACUACAGUUGUGCAUUACAACGGGAGAUCCUUGCUCAUGGCAGAUUGUACGUUUCAGAGGGGCAUCUGUGCUUCAGCAGUAAUAUUCUCGGCUGGGUCACGACGCUAGUUAUGAGCUUCGACGAGAUAGUAUCAGUCGAGAAGCGAAGUACGGCGUUGUUGUUCAAGAAUGGUCUCAUGAUCUCGACGCUGCAUGCUAAGCAUAUUUUUGCCAGCUUCACAAGUCGAGACUCUACCUACGAUCUCAUUGUCAAGAUUUGGAAGCUAGGACAUCCAAGUUUACAAAGCUCACUUAACGGCGUCCGUUUGGAAGAGACAGGUGGCGACAAGACCGAAAAGGUCGAUGCUGACACCGAAUCCAUAGUUGGAGGCAGUCAAAGUGGCUCAGCUUCCGACGAUGAGAGCGAGGAUGGCGAUGAUGUCUAUGACGAGGAUGAGGAGGACGAGCAUGGCCCGGAUAGCACCCAACCUACAGAAAUCACCGCUCUAGAGUCCGAGGCAGACAAAGCCGUCACACGCAAACCAUCCGGCGCCGUUGUGACUAACGGAGCAGCGUCGGAAAAGCCGCAGGCCGCGCCUUCUUCCGCUCCUGCUGAAGACUUUCCUGGCCCGGCAACACAUGCUCCAACGGAUUGUGGAGACGCCGAAACACAUUAUGACAGAGUUGUUGGCGAUGACGUUGUUCCAGCGCCUCUGGGCAAGGUCUACAACCUUCUCUUCGGACCAGCAUCAGUAACCUGGAUGUCCAACUGGCUUACCAAUGACCAGAAAUGCAUGGACCUACAGAUGGAGGACAAGAAGGGGUUGAGUCAGGACAACAAGUCCCGAACAUACUCGUACAUCAAGCCGCUGUAUUCCUCAAUAGGACCGAAGCAAACGAAAUGCAUUGUGACGGAGGCGAUUGAGCAGAUGGACCUCGAGAAAGCCGUCAAUGUCACUAUCACCACUCAAACCCCCGAUGUCCCCAGCGGAAAUAUUUUCAGCGUCAAGACCAAGUAUUGUCUAUCUUGGGCUGAGAACAACAGCACUCGAAUGCAGGUUAACUGCACAAUCGAUUGGACGGGGAAGAGUUGGCUGAAAGGCCCCAUUGAAAAAGGUGCAAAUGAUGGUCAAACAACAUUUUGCAAAGAUAUAUUCGCUAGCCUAAAGGCGGCCGUAACAUCACGGCCUCGUUCCAGCACUGUCACCAACGGUGCUGCACCAAAGGGGAAGAGGAAAGGAAAGAAGAAGGCUGCGCUAGCUUCGAACCCUACUAGUGACAAUGAAGCGCUCACCAAACCAGCCGCCAAGCAAAGCUGGGGCAUCUUUGAACCUUUCCACGGUAUCCUGGGACCUGUCCUGGAUAUUCUCAUGCCGCUCCUCACAGGUAACGUGGUUUAUGGCCUCCUCGUAGGUCUGCUCGUUGCAUCAUGGUUUGGGUUUGGCUUCAACAACCGGGCGUCCACCCGCGCGUACGGCCACGACCUGGGCUUCUACGGCUACCCAGACCGAGUAGCAGCGUAUGAGGAGAUGUGGAGGCGGGAGGAGAGCGAGGUCUGGGAGUGGUUGGAGGAGCGCGUGGGGCUGGAUCGCCUCGGCGACGGCGCCAUGCCCACGCGGAAGAGGGUCACUGAGGCCCGGACCGUGGACGAGAAGCUCCGCGAGGACCGCAUGGAUGAGAGGGAGAUCAAGGAGGCCAUCAAGGUGACGGAGGAGAAACUAAAGGUCCUCAAGUCGGUCAUUGACAAAAAGCAGCAGACCAGGGAGGAGAAGGUCCAGGCCCAGGCGCAGCCACCACCUGCGGUCAAGGAGGGGAGCACACCCAGCGAGGGACAAUGA
Messenger RNA from Phaeoacremonium minimum UCRPA7, 2250 nucleotides. Its product is annotated as putative gram domain-containing protein. Gene Ontology annotation, biological process: intracellular sterol transport. Lineage: Eukaryota; Fungi; Ascomycota; Sordariomycetes; Togniniales; Togniniaceae. The coding region runs from base 1 to 2250 and encodes 749 amino acids. Gene Ontology annotation, cellular component: cortical endoplasmic reticulum; endoplasmic reticulum membrane; plasma membrane. The record is from RefSeq and is a predicted model, not a curated record. The transcript has 2 exons. Gene Ontology annotation, molecular function: sterol transfer activity; sterol binding.